UUGGGGGUGGCAUCAAGCUGAGAUGAAGAAGACUUGCUGUGCCAGUCACCAGGUUUCACGUGAUCGGCUGCCUUUCUCUGUAACUUAACAGGCUGUCAUGAAUGUAAACAUAGACUCCGAACAACUCUUUACUGAAGAAAAGCCAAAAGAUUAUGCCCAGCCUGAAGUCUUGUGUCACACCUUUGAACUUCUCUCUAACCUUCACAAGUUGCUCCCAAAUCGUACGGUGGAAGUGCUUCAUUCCUACAGAAGUGAAGAGGACAAGAGAAAAUGUGAGAAGCCUGAAUUCUCUGGCAUAGAAAAGAUCUUAGCAAGACAUCAGUUGCCAAAAGAGAUUAAUCUGUCCCCAAAGCCAAGCCAUGUGCCCUCAUGGAAAAGAAAAAUAAUCAACAAUAUCAGUGGCAACUGGAAGAAAUGUCGCCUGUGGCAGAAAAGCAUCUAUGAGCCGCCCAUGGGCACCAUCAUUGUCAGGUGGACCAAAAAGAACUUGCAACCCUCAGAGGACCUCAAGUCAGUGAUCCAAAGACUGUCAGCACUUGGCCCAAUUAUCUCAGUCACUCCUUGUGGCCGGGAAAGUGCUGUCGUGGUGUUCAGAGAUGCGGCCUCAGCUUGUAAGGCUGUGAGUGCUUUUCAGACCAUGUCUGCAGACUCAAUGUUCCACUGCUCAUGGCAGCAUCGAUUCAUGUCAAAAAAUAAAACUUGGUCAAGAAGAUAUCCUUCAAAAAUACACGCAGAAAAAAAAGAAAAGCAUCCAUAGCUAAGGAGCCAUAAACAGCCGUUGUGUAUCUGCUAUGUGCAGGGCUCUGG
Rattus norvegicus (Norway rat) is the source of this 807-nucleotide messenger RNA. It is a transcript of the gene Tex56p, whose product is annotated as testis expressed 56. Lineage: Eukaryota; Metazoa; Chordata; Mammalia; Rodentia; Muridae. Gene Ontology annotation, molecular function: nucleic acid binding. The record is from RefSeq and is marked provisional. The transcript has 5 exons. Bases 98 to 757 code for a protein of 219 amino acids.